This is a messenger RNA of Mobula hypostoma (lesser devil ray), 1323 nucleotides long. RefSeq names its product LSM5 homolog, U6 small nuclear RNA and mRNA degradation associated (gene lsm5). NCBI's taxonomy places the organism in Eukaryota, Metazoa, Chordata, Chondrichthyes, Myliobatiformes, Myliobatidae. Gene Ontology annotation, molecular function: RNA binding. The record is from RefSeq and is a predicted model, not a curated record. The coding region runs from base 80 to 352 and encodes 90 amino acids. Gene Ontology annotation, cellular component: U6 snRNP; U4/U6 x U5 tri-snRNP complex; Lsm1-7-Pat1 complex. Gene Ontology annotation, biological process: mRNA splicing, via spliceosome. The transcript is spliced from 5 exons.
AUUCUCCGCAUGCGCACUGUAGGUUGCUCCGUUGUGCUUUGGUUGGUGGACGGAAGGCUUCGCUUUGCCUUAUGGGAAGAUGGCGCUGAACUCGACUAAUCCUUCGCAGCUGUUACCGCUGGAGCUGGUGGACAAAUGCAUUGGUUCACGCAUUCAUAUUGUCAUGAAAAAUGAUAAAGAAAUUGUAGGAACGCUACUAGGUUUUGAUGAUUUUGUCAAUAUGGUACUUGAAGAUGUCACAGAAUUUGAGAUCACGCCAGAAGGAAGAAGAAUCACAAAACUGGAUCAAAUCUUAUUGAAUGGGAAUAACAUAACUAUGCUUAUACCUGGUGGUGAAGGCCCUGAAGUAUGAUUGAACCUCUCCAACUUUCCACUGUGAAGCUUUGAAUCUGGUUUUGUUUUUUCUAACUUUCUACAAUAUAAUUUCAUCAGAAUUGCCAAAAGUUUGCUAAUAUUUUGUAUGUUGAGUGAAGUGUAUGUGGUCUCAGAAGAGGUGAAUCAUAACCAAGAGCAUGUAAAACUUGUUUUUUUUAGGAAAAUAAAUAAAAUGUUUUAAGUUAUAACUUCAGUUUUGCGUUGUGUGUGGUUUUACAUUUUUAUGAAAUACAGCUUUUUUUAAGUAGAUCUUGACAAUCUUUGGUGUUAAUUCCUUGUUGAAACCACAUUUUGCUGAACAUUUCAUUCAAUUUUGUUAGGUACUUUGUAAAUGGAUCUAUGUUAAAAUCAACUGUGGAAAAGAAUCAGAAAUUUUCCACCUGAAGGCGAUCAUUGUUAGUGAAUUGAAAGGAAGUCUUCUUGCCCUAUGUUGGUUUCUACUUGCUUUAAAUCUCAAUGAAAUUUUCUCGCAGCCUGUUUUAUUUCAAAGAAAAUGAAGUGUAAAAUAGUGCCUAAGAUAGUGAAUUUAAUUCUGACCCAAUUUAUUUUGUGCUUUGUCUGCAUGGUAAUUUGGGACAAAGUUUAACAUGGUUACUUCUAUAAAUUUUCAUCCAGGGUGUUGAGCAAAAAACUUCUAAUACUUUAGAUACGGUGCUACAUUGUGUUAUGAGCAUUAUUGUGUGCUGUCCAGCUAGUUCUUUUAAUAUAAAGUAACAAGCUACAACAAGUUCAGAAUGGAUCAAAUAAUAAAUUAGUACAUUUAUUAUUUUACUUGCAAGUGAAAUUCUAUUUUCCAGCCAAGUAUUGUCUGAAAAAAUAGCUUUGAUCUUGUGUCUCAAACAAAGCACUUUUAUACUUUUUACAGAGAAAAUUAAUUAUGUUGUUCCAUUCCUGUUACAGUAUCUUCAUCCUUAUCUGGUUCUGACAUUUGUUCUUUAGAAGCACAGU